Messenger RNA from Penicillium soppii, 1164 nucleotides. RefSeq names its product class I SAM-dependent methyltransferase. Bases 1 to 1164 code for a protein of 387 amino acids. The transcript has 8 exons. Gene Ontology annotation, molecular function: methyltransferase activity. Lineage: Eukaryota; Fungi; Ascomycota; Eurotiomycetes; Eurotiales; Aspergillaceae. The record is from RefSeq and is a predicted model, not a curated record.
AUGGCGGAAGUUCAAAUUGAAGUCGACCCCGACAUCUAUGAUCUCGGACAUACCGAGUAUAUAAUGAAUAACAUUUCCUCUGAAACAACGUCAAUAGCAUCGUCGAUAUGCAGAGGUGUCUAUGAAAAUGGAAGACGCUAUCAGAGUCUCAAGGAGGGCCAAUAUUGGUACGCUCUCAUGAUGUUCGAGUCAAAAAUCCAUCCUUAUAUCAGUAUAGGUGUCCAUGCGAUGAGCAACAAUUCGAAAGCUUGCAGGCGUGCCACCUUCUCUGUACAUUCCUGGACUCCAACACGGCAAACCCACUUUUCCAAGCUCCAGUACGAAAUCCAAAAGUAUGACUCGACCAUAUCCAUCGAGUCACACAAGGCACUGACCAAAAGAAAGGACAUUUUAGACAUUGGGACAGGCCGAGGGAAUUGGGCAGUCGAUGUAGCAGAUAUGUUCCCAGCGGCCACCGUCCGAGGCGUAGAUCUAUUCCCCCCACCUCUGGACUGGAUUCCCCCAAACUGCAUAAUGGAAGUAGACGACAUCCUUCAAGAGUGGACAUGGCGCACACCCUUCGACCUAAUCCACCUCCGCCAAAUGAUAGGCGCAUUCACACCCGAAGAAUGGGACCAAGUCUACACACAUUGCCACAACAACCUCAAACCAGGCGGGUGGAUUGAGCAGAUAGAAGUCGACCCAGUAAUCCUCUGCACAGACUCCAGCCUCCCGCCAAACAGCAGCACGAUACAGUACUCCGCAGCGGUGAUCCAAGCCGCAACGAACUACAACCAUCCCAUGACCACAGCGAACACGAUGCGAUCCGCGAUGGCGCGAGCGGGGUUCAUCGAAAUUCACGAGAAAACGUACAAGUGGCCGAUUGGGCCGUGGGCGCGCGACGCGACGCUGAAAGAGGCAGGUCGGCUGCAUCAUCACCAGUGGCGGCAUGGAAUGGAGGGGUGGGCGAUGUACCAUCUUACGCGGUGGGGGGUGCCGAGUCCGUGGACUAAAGAUGAGGUGCACGUUCUUGUUGCAAAGGUUAGGGCGGAGCUGAAUGAUCCGCGCUUGCAUAUGUGGCAGCGAGCCAGGAGAGUUUGGGGGCGGAGGGCGACGGAUGAGGAGAUUGAGGUCAAUGGGGGAAGGGCGGAGAUUGUGGUAAUUAAGGAUGAGCCUAGUCCUUAG